CGGCUCGCCUUUUUCUCCUUCCGCAGAGUCCGGGUUUCCGCUUCCCCCGCAGGCGCUGGGUGAGAGGGAGCUAGGCUGAGCCUCGGUGCCGCCGCUGCAGCCAUGUGGCCCCCGGACCCGGACCCCGACCCCGACCCGGACCCCCAGGCCGAGAGCGGCUCCCGGGCUGGGGCGGCGCUGCCCGCACUGCGCGCCCUGCUGCCGCCGCGCGCCUUCCUCUGCUCGCGCAAAGGCCGCCUCCUGCUGGCGGAGUCGGGCCUCUCCUUCAUCACCUUAAUCUGCUACGUGGCGUCCUCGGCGUCCGCCUUCUUCACAGCGCCACUGCUGGAGUUCCUGCUGGCCCUCUACUUCCUCUUUGCCGAUGCCAUGCAGCUGAAAGACAAGUGGCAGGGCCUGUGCUGGCCCAUGAUGGAUUUCCUGCGCUGCGUCACGGCGGCCCUCAUCUACUUCGCCAUCUCCAUCACGGCCGUCGCCAAAUACUCAGAUGGGGCAUCCAAAGCAGCGGGGGUGUUUGGUUUCUUUGCCACCAUCGUGUUUGCCAUCGACUUCUACCUGAUCUUCAACGACGUGGCCAAAUUCCUCAAGCAAGGGGACUCUGCGGACGAGACCACAGCCCACAAGGCGGAAGAAGAGAAUUCCGACUCGGACUCCGACUGAGGCCUUCACGCCUGCGCCCUGCUGCUGGGAGUGUGGCCGGCGGGGGACACGGCGUGGGGGGGAGGCUGCGGCCACUGCAGGUACAGCUGGAGCAGGCCUCCUGCAGCCUCGACGUUCUGCCCUGAGCCCAGCACCCAAGACUGCUCCCCUCGGCUCAGCACUGCUGAACCACUGUGUGCACAGGGCUGGGGGGGGUCUCCCCGUGUGUCUCGUGGGCCUGACACCCUCCACCCUCUCCGCCAAAAUUAAGCAUGGCAGCACUGCCCUCGAGGGGGCUCUGUGUGCCACUGACAGAGACCCCCACAGGCACGUGGUGCUCCUGCUCGAGCCGGGCGCUUUGUCGGCCCUGCCCAGGGCCUUGUGUUCCAGGAGCACCGUGUAUCUUCUUUGUCCUUGAAGCAGGGACAAAACUGACCUUUGCCUUGGCAUCCGGGGCCCUGGCCCCCACAACUGACACCUCCCACCUCCCUCGGUGACAUGGCCUCUCUGGGGCUGACUUCCCAAGGAAAGCCCAUAGGCCAGCUUGCCAUGGCCAAAGCUCAGAGACGACCAAGGACGUAGCAGCGACAAUGUCACGAGGGGUAGCUGGGCAGGCCCAGCUACAUUCUCUCUCUUCCUGGGGACUGGCUAGCAGGCAAGAGGUUCUUGGGACCCUCAGAAUGUCUGGACACCCGAGCAGGUCUGCGGACCGCCUCACCCGAGAGGAGACACGCCUUCUUGUGUUUGUAAGGACUUAACCAUGUAUGCACCUUCGAUGGGAUUUUGUAACCUUUUAUAAUUUUUUAUACAUAUACACAAAAGCAGCUUCUUAACCAAAAGGCUUCACACAUGAGCCAGAGUCGUGGGCAUUUGUACCCUUGAUCUUUGCGUGUGGAUCUCCCACCCUGAAGAGUCAUGAUGAAUUAAACCAGGCUGCCCACGCUGGGAAU
Molecule: messenger RNA, 1586 nt
Organism: Lepus europaeus (European hare)
Lineage: Eukaryota; Metazoa; Chordata; Mammalia; Lagomorpha; Leporidae
Gene: CMTM3
Product: CKLF like MARVEL transmembrane domain containing 3
Exons: 5
Coding region: 103-657 (184 amino acids)
Cellular component (GO): membrane
Source: RefSeq, a predicted model, not a curated record